Paramecium sonneborni is the source of this 494-nucleotide messenger RNA. The record is from the annotation of a GenBank genome assembly. NCBI's taxonomy places the organism in Eukaryota, Ciliophora, Oligohymenophorea, Peniculida, Parameciidae.
UUUGAUGAAUUAUUAUCAAAAUCACAUCCCUAAUUAUAUCCUUCCAUCAUAGGAUGAGUAUUGGAUACAUCAUAAAAGCCAUAUUAUUUUUGUUUUAAAAGAAACUCGUGAAUAGAAGGAUCAAGAAAGAAAGUUAAUUCAUUAAUUUCAAUGUUAUUGUAAAAUAUUAUUGCGCUAGAACAAAAACCAACAGGAUAAAGAAAAUAACUAAUUAAUGCUAUUUUAACUAGUGGAGAUUUAAUAGAGUUUAAUAGAUUUUACACUAAGGAUAAUAUAUGAAUACAAAACAUUUGAAAGAUCAUAGGGAGGGGUCAGUAUAAAAAGAGAAGAAUAGGUUAAGGCACUUGAUAAAAGGAAUAGUUGAAUAUUAUUCGAGACAAAUUAGGGAAAGAAAUGUGCUGCCAAUAUGGCAGAUUAUAUGAGAUAUAUAGCAAACAAAAUAAGAUAAAAAGAGAUGGUAAAUUUCAAGAGAAAAGAAAGAAAAAAUAAAUAAG